Molecule: messenger RNA, 584 nt
Organism: Neltuma alba
Lineage: Eukaryota; Viridiplantae; Streptophyta; Magnoliopsida; Fabales; Fabaceae
Exons: 3
Coding region: 149-424 (91 amino acids)
Source: RefSeq, a predicted model, not a curated record
GUCCCCGUUGCGUGCCCGCCACCCCUCACCGCCAUCUUCCUUCUCUCUGCUAUAUAUAUGUCGCAACCAUCGGCAGCAGCAUUUCAUCUUCAGACAUUCCAAUAUUCGCGAGAGCUGUCGCCGUUUGUGUCUCGUAUUUGCCGGAAAAAUGGAAGCGACGAUGGUACAGAUUGAUAGGACGUCGUCGAUUGAGAGAGAGCCGAGGACUCUGAGCAUGCAGCAAAUGCAGUCUGCUAGGGCUUUAGCCAUUUGCAUCUUGAACACCAAGACCUUCGAAGAAGCUUCCAGGAUCUUCACCAAGGGGUUGGAGCCAGUAGUUAGCGCGGCGUGUGAUAUGAAGAUGAUGAACAUGGAUGCGGCAGAAGAAGCAGAGAUGUUAGAAGACGCAGAAGCAUUCAAGGACAUAGCAUCCGCUCCUUUCUAGAUGAAGUUUUGGGCUGAGUAGGGCGGUUUCCAGAUUGCUUCUGGCAAAAUGCGGGGAACCACCGUUAAUCAAGUCGGCUCCGUUUUGUGAGAGCUGGCCGGCUCUGUUAAAUUUGAAUGACUACUACUUUUGUGACAAAAGUGCAAAAUUCUUGACAUCA